Molecule: messenger RNA, 861 nt
Organism: Octopus bimaculoides (California two-spot octopus)
Lineage: Eukaryota; Metazoa; Mollusca; Cephalopoda; Octopoda; Octopodidae
Product: aminoacyl tRNA synthase complex-interacting multifunctional protein 1 pseudogene
Source: RefSeq, a predicted model, not a curated record
AUGACGACCGUAUCAGCGAUGCAGCACCUUAGUCAACGGGCAUUAUACGCCGAGGAAAUCCUAACUAAUUUAAAACAGCAAUUAGAAGAAGUGAAACGUACAGAAAUGAAAAAUAUCAUGAACAAGGAAGAAAAACGAAUUCGUCGGGAAAAUGAACGAUUGAAAAGAGAGGUGGAUGAGUACAAAAAGAAGUUAAUACUCGCUGAAAUUGCUCAUGGGAUAAAGCAGGUACCUCUUCCGAACAAAAGAAAUUUAGAUCAAAUAACUUCAGACCAGAGAGUUUCACCAACGAAAGAAAUCGAAGUUAAUAAUGUGAAAGCUGCUCCUAAGCCUGUGGCUACUAUUAACCCCGACAACAAGACCUCCGAUGUGGACGUAUCAAAGUUAAAUAUUCGGGUAGGAUUUGUUAAAUCUGCUAAAAAGCACCCUGAUGCUGACACAAUGUACGUGAUUGAAACUGACAUGGGAGAGGAGAAACCGCGAAACGUGUUGUCCGGUCUGGUCGGUUCCCUUGCGUUAUCGGAAAUCGAGGGUCGCAUGUGUGUUUUCCUAUGCAACCUGAAACCCGCUAAGCUGCGAGGUAUCUUAUCUGAAGGAAUGAUUCUCGAAGCCAACGGGGGAGACAAAGUGGAACUGUUGAAACCACCGCCAGGUAGUGUUCCGGGAGACCGUGUCGUGUGUGCUAAGUACCCUGGUGAACCGGAACGCGUAAUCAAUUCAAAAAACAAAAUUUGGGACCUCGUCAAACCGCAUAUGAAAACUGACAACGACUGCGUUGCUACGUAUAAAGGUGAACCGCUUAUAAUCGUGGACAAAGGACAAGUAACAGUACCAUCACUUGCAAACAAACAGCUUCGUUGA